Homalodisca vitripennis (glassy-winged sharpshooter) is the source of this 540-nucleotide messenger RNA. RefSeq lists its product as uncharacterized. The record is from RefSeq and is a predicted model, not a curated record. The coding region runs from base 1 to 540 and encodes 179 amino acids. Lineage: Eukaryota; Metazoa; Arthropoda; Insecta; Hemiptera; Cicadellidae. The transcript has a single exon.
AUGGUCCAGACCACGCGAGCCGCAAAAUACCUUGGUGUCUUGUUGGACAAUAAGCUGACUGGGAGGGACCAGAUUUUCCGUACAGCAGACAAGGCCUCUAAGAUGGUAACUCAUCUUAGGAGGCUCAUGGCAAACUUCCGCGGUUCCAAGUCCAGCAGGAGAAGACUGUUAAUGUCUACAGUCCAGUCCGUGCUUCUUUACGGGGCUGAGGUGUGGGCAGACGCACUAAAUAUUGAAUUUUAUCGGAUACGGAUCGCCCGGGUACAGCGUUUAGCGGCGCUCCGGACGUGUUCCGCCUACCGUACAGUGUCUGAGCCUGCCGUCCUGGUUAUUGCUGGAGUCAUCACCGUCAAGCUUUUGGCAGGGGAGAGGAAGGCAAUUUAUCAGCGACAAGGCGAAAUCGGCAAGGACACUGCAAGGCCUGCGGAGCGCUCUCGUACGUACCACCAAUGGCAUAAGAGCUGGCAAACAAGACACCCGUGGUCGUUGGACUGCCAUUCUUAUCAAACAAAUCCAUCCGUGGGUACAAUGGCGGCAUAG